Molecule: messenger RNA, 1816 nt
Organism: Magallana angulata
Lineage: Eukaryota; Metazoa; Mollusca; Bivalvia; Ostreida; Ostreidae
Product: transmembrane protein 180-like
Exons: 5
Coding region: 112-1674 (520 amino acids)
Biological process (GO): G protein-coupled receptor signaling pathway
Cellular component (GO): membrane
Molecular function (GO): G protein-coupled receptor activity
Source: RefSeq, a predicted model, not a curated record
UUUUUUGGGUUAUAUCUUUUACUUCCUUGCUUUAUAAAAAACGUAUCACUUGCUAUAUAACUUCCCGGGCAAAACGUUGUUUAAAAAUAUUUUCUAAUUUCAUUUGAAAAUAUGCAGUCCUCAACGGGGAUGUAUAAUUAUUCCAGUUCCCCGUCCGGUAUAACGGACCCGCCUUCCAUUGUGCCUGUGUUAAUGCUAUGUCUCCUGGGAGUCAUCGGUAAUUCUAUUGCUGUGACGAUAGUAUGUUGCACUGCGAGGUCCCAUCGAUGGCGGCCAUUCCAUCGUUACGUUUGUGGACUAGCCUUGACGGACGGUAUCGGGGUGAUGCUGGCCUUGCCAUUCGCCAUUCAUCGAUACACCACGAAUUUCCAGUACACUUAUUCUUACACUGUGUGUAGCUACAUGUCAGUGGUUCAGAUGUUCACGAUUAUCGCAUCCGCGAUGAUCGUCUGUUUGAUGUCUAUAGAUCGAUUCAUGGCUCUUAUUUGUCCAUACGUCUACAAAUCCGUCAAGAAAGGACGCCACAGCACCGUGACUCUGGCCUGUAUUUGGGGUGUUUGUGCUUUUCUAUCGUCUGGUCAUCUUAUGGCGGGAAGAUCCAGCCGACUGUUCUAUCCGGACUCUUGGUGUUUCGUGAAUUUUGUUUCAGAUAAUCCUACAGAUUUGGGCUUUGCGUUCCUCUACGCCUUGACCGGACUUCUGGUGCUUGUCGUCACCUUCAUAACCAACAUGAUCUUACUGGCAAUAGUCCUCCAGAGAAAGUGUUCAAAAUCGUCCGCCAUCAUUGCAAACAAACACGGGACUUAUAUCAUCCUCUUUCUUUUUUCCAUUGUCCUCCUGUUUAGCAUCUGCAUUUUACCGAUAUUGUACGAUCUGCAACAAAUGCAAGAUGAAAACAAAGAAGCAGACGACGUUUGUCACGAAAAAACCGAGGGUGAGUCUUACUGGAAACAGACAUGGCAGAUCGUCAGUGACACCAACUUCUUGUCAUUUGUCAUCACCAACUUUUGUCAGCAAUUUCAUCGUACUUUUCUUUUCAAUUUUUUGGCCAUCUUUUGUGAUCAUUUAGUUUCCUCCGAUGAGAUCAGUCAGUCCACUCGGAGUACCUUCUAUGGUAUUGUUCCUUUUGCAGCAAAGAUUCUUGUGAUAUCGACAGCUCCCAUACUUCAGUACAUUCCUUACCAGAAAGUCAUUAGAGCCAAUUUUAUAUGGAAAAUAUGUGGAGGUGUUGUUAUGUAUUUCUUCAUAGGAAAUCAUCAUCCAUGGAUGUUGAUAUUAUUUUUCUUUCUUGACGGAUGUUUUGCUAAUGGCACGUUUUCCCUGUUCAAUCUCCCAUUGUCAGACAUUGUUGAUGACAACAUGAGUAAAUACAACAGAAAACACCCAAUAUCAUCUAUGGUCUUCGGAACUAACGCUCUAUUCGUGAAGCCUGCUAUAUCUUUGUCUCCCAUGUUGGCAGUGGCCAUACUGAACAGAUACGGAUACAGUUAUAUACAGCAUUCCAAAAACAGUCCUGUCAGACCCACAGCAAGCACUCCGUCCCCCGACCAACUGAAGGACCUAAAGGAUGCUAUGUUCUUCUUGGUGUGUUGGUAUCCAAUCGUUUUAGGAACCAUUCAGUUGAUUAGUUGGUCAUUUUUCAGAAUAACCAACAGAAUUGAGAAAAAUCAUUGAACUUUUCAAAACCAACGACAUUUUAAAGAUCUGAUCAUUUUUACAGUGUAUAAUCAAUCAGACCUGGCCGAAUUUUCAUAAAGUUUACAAAUGUGUUGAAUCCAAGACCAAAACAUUUUGAUCCUUUUGAAAUAAAAAGAAA